Messenger RNA from Leucoraja erinaceus (little skate), 5563 nucleotides. RefSeq names its product serine/threonine-protein phosphatase 2A 55 kDa regulatory subunit B beta isoform. Gene Ontology annotation, cellular component: cytosol; protein phosphatase type 2A complex. The transcript has 9 exons. The coding region runs from base 2078 to 3418 and encodes 446 amino acids. Gene Ontology annotation, biological process: peptidyl-serine dephosphorylation. The record is from RefSeq and is a predicted model, not a curated record. Lineage: Eukaryota; Metazoa; Chordata; Chondrichthyes; Rajiformes; Rajidae. Gene Ontology annotation, molecular function: protein phosphatase regulator activity; protein binding.
ACAGUGUUGAUAGUGACAUGAGUGAUCUGAAGAAGCUGAAGUUUUCCUUGACACAGAGGAGGUAGUGGAUGGAGAUACAUUCAUGGCAUUCAAAAGGGAAGUGGGCCAGAAGUUAAAAGGAACGGAUUUACAGAAUUGUGAAGAGAUAGUAGAGAUGGGACCAGCCAGACUGCUUUUGCAAUGGGUGGAGACACAACAGCCAAAAUCAUGGGAGGAAUAGAUCGGGUAGAUGCACAGAGUCUCUUGCCCAGAGUAGGUGAAUUGAGGACCAGAGGACAUAGGUUUAAGGUGAAGGGGAGAAGAUUGAAUAAGAAUCUGAGGAGUAACCUUUUCACACAAAGGGUGGUGGGUGUAUGGAACAUACUGCCAGAGGACAUAGUGAAAGGUGGGACUAUCCCAACAUUUAAGAAACAGUUAAGACAGGUUCAAGGAUAGGACAGGUUUGGAGGGAUAUGGACCAAAAGCGUGCAGGUGGGACUAGUGUAGCUGGGACAUGUUGGCCGGUGUGGGCAAGUGAUUCCACGCAGUAUGACUCUAUGACUAACAGCAUUGCAAGUGGGCUGUCAAUGUGUGCCUGCUGGUAAACUAAUAGAAGUCAAAAAAUGAGAUGAUGGAGAUUUCUGCACUGCUUGUGAUAUGCCUGGUUGGUUUUGCACAGACAGUAACAAUUUCAAUGACAUCACAGAUGCUGGGUUGAAAAUCUCAUGCUGUAAAUAAGGCUAAUUCCAAUCAUGAGGCAUAUAUAGCUAUAGCUGUAAGCUUUGCUGUUAACAUUUUGCAAAUUUGAUUUUAGUGGUUAAAAAAUUGAUUGUUGCCAUGAGUGCUUUUUCUCCCUCUGUAAGUCAAUCUCAUUCUUCUGGCCAGUCACCAUUUUGAUUGAUUAAUUGAUUGGAAAUGCCAGCUCGGGUUUUGACAGCUCACAGUGCCUUGAGCCAAGGGUUACUGAGCCACAGGAGCCUUGCUUUCUUAGACUUUUAUCUGGCAUAUCGUGAAACAGCGGCAGGUAUAAAGCUGUUGCACUUCACGCAAUGCCCUCUCAAUAGGACAAUAUGUUACAUUUAUGACAUCUGCUUGGGGCAAUAUUGAAGAUUUUACUGUGUUUGCGAUACUGAGUUUUGCGAUAGGCUUUGGAAUUUCCCCCAUAAACCUCUGUCUGUCUCUCUCUCUUAUUUUAAGCCGCUCCUUAAAACCGAUGCUUUGGCCAAGCAUUUGAUCACAUGCCCUAAUGCUUUCUCGCUGUGUCAGAUUUUAUUUUGUUGAUGCUCCGGUGAAAAGCAUCAGGAUAUUUUCCUAUGUUAAAAAUGCUAUUGCUGAGGGAAUCUUUAAAAUAAGGAUAUUCAUUGAGUCUUUGCAUAUUGUGCUCUGCUUCUCAAGGGGGCUGGAAGUGAAUAGUGGCUCGACUGCGAACAGAGCAAGAUUGCUUUUUUUUUUUAAACACUACUACGUAAGGUGUUGGUAAUUGGUUGCAAGGUUCUGCUACUGUACAGCCUCUAACGUGACUGCUCAGAUUAAUGGGAGCAGGCUUCAGCAAGACUUGCAGACUGCGCGGCUUGCAAUGUGAGAAGGGAGAUGGCUAUAAGUGUCUCGAUUAUACUGCAUUCAAACGACUAGAGUUCUGGAGAAGAUUCUUUAUUUUUAAAGGUUUUUUUUUUACUUUGUUCACCCGAAGUUAAAACCUUCUGAUAUAUUCAUUAAAAUAUUCUGCCACUGCUACAUUUAUUUUUUUUUGGAUCCUGUAAGGCUUAAUAUUGACUUGGCAGCGACUAAGGUGCAGUUCUUUUGACACAGGGGUGAGUUUUAGCAGCAUUGCUAAAAUGUUUUAUAGUGCUCUUAGUCAGCAUUUUCAGAUCUGAUGGACAACGGCCAAUGAUUUAAGUAUCCUGGCGCUUUGGGAUUUGUACAGCAUUGAAAGCGAGAUGCAAGGCUCUGUACCCUGGUGUCGGAAGAGGCAAGAAUGGUGAACCUGUACGGUCCAAGCCAUGAGCUGUGAAGGAUUACAUCCACCUCUUGCGUGGGGGAGAAUAAGUGCUGUCAUCCACGUGGACUGAAGAGGUUCUCUUGUAUUUUCAUUUGGAAGAUGAAAUGCUUUUCUCGGUACCUGCCUUACAUCUUCAGACCGCCCAGUACAAUCUUCUCAUCCAGCUGCUACACAGAAGCCGAUAUUAUUUCUACGGUAGAAUUCAACAGCACAGGAGAACUGUUAGCGACAGGGGACAAGGGGGGUCGAGUUGUAAUAUUUCAGAGGGAGCAGGAGAGCAAAAAUCAGUCCCAUCGCAGAGGGGAGUAUAAUGUUUACAGCACUUUCCAGAGCCAUGAACCAGAGUUUGACUAUCUGAAGAGUCUUGAGAUCGAGGAGAAGAUAAAUAAAAUCAGGUGGCUGCCCCAGCAGAAUGCAGCCUACUUUCUUCUCUCAACCAAUGAUAAGACAGUUAAACUGUGGAAGAUCAGUGAGCGGGACAAGAGGCCGGAAGGAUACAACCUGAAGGAUGAAGAUGGUAGAAUCAAAGACCCCUCCACAAUCACUACCCUGCGGGUGCCGGUGCUGAGACCCAUGGACCUAAUGGUGGAGGCCAGUCCGAGGAGAGUGUUUGCCAAUGCUCACACGUAUCACAUCAACUCCAUUUCCGUUAACAGCGACUAUGAGACCUACAUGUCAGCUGAUGACUUGAGGAUAAACCUUUGGCACCUUGAGAUUACCAACCGGAGUUUCAAUAUUGUAGAUAUAAAGCCUGCCAACAUGGAGGAGUUGACCGAGGUGAUCACAGCAGCAGAAUUCCACCCGCACCAGUGUAAUAUGUUUGUGUACAGCAGCAGUAAAGGAACAAUCCGACUGUGUGACAUGCGGGCAUCAGCACUGUGCGACAAGCAUUCAAAGCUUUUUGAAGAGCCAGAAGACCCCAGCAAUCGGUCGUUCUUCUCCGAGAUCAUCUCCUCGAUAUCGGACGUGAAGUUCAGCCAUAGUGGGAGAUAUAUGAUGACAAGGGAUUACCUCACCGUCAAAGUCUGGGACUUGAACAUGGAGAACAGACCGUUGGAAACAUAUCAGGUGCAUGAAUACCUGAGGAGUAAGCUGUGUUCCCUCUAUGAAAAUGACUGCAUCUUUGACAAGUUUGAGUGUGUAUGGAAUGGCUCUGACAGUGUGAUCAUGACUGGCUCGUACAACAACUUCUUCAGGAUGUUUGAUCGCAACACGAAGCGGGACGUCACGCUGGAAGCUUCGCGGGAAAACAGCAAGCCUCGAGCUAUCCUCAAACCCCGUAAAGUGUGCAUGGGUGGCAAGAGGAAGAAAGACGAAAUUAGUGUCGACAGUUUGGACUUCAGUAAGAAGAUUCUGCACACAGCAUGGCACCCUUCAGAGAACAUAAUAGCAGUGGCGGCCACAAACAACCUCUAUAUAUUCCAGGACAAAGUGAACUAGAACAUUGGUCUGACUGGUCACCUUAGCACUGCAUACAAUUAGACAUCAAAUUAUUAUUUUUUAAAGGAAAACCUGCCCUUUGGAAUUUUAACCCCAAGUCUGUGUCAGGUUAUCUGUCUUAAUGCAACUGUGGGGUGCCUUUUGGUGUGUUGAUACAGAACUCCUAAGAUGCAUCUGUUCUAGAACAAAUGGUUUCUGUUUGUUAGACAUUGAAUUUCCAUCAACUUCUUCUGGCUUUUAAGGGUGUAAAUAUUCAACACUGAUUUGUAUAUUUUCUUUUAUUUUCCUCACGGAAAUGGGGAUAAAGUUUUAUGUUCUGUAUAUUUUCUUGUCAGCUGUCAAUGCCUUGGAUACGAUAUCCAAAUAACUUAUUUGCACCUAUUGACGGCUGCUUCCAGACAGCAUCACAUUUAAAAUAUAUGUUUAUAGUUUUUAUUUUAUUUUUUCCCCCAUAAAAUGCACCCUCCGGUUUCUACGCAUACUAGGAUUGGGAGUAAUUUUGUGUGAUGGCCAGCGUACUAUAAUGAAUAGAGUUAAAGAAAUCAGGGAAUUUUCAAACACAAUUCCUUCAAGAGAAGUCUCUCGUACUUGCGAAUGGACCCGAGAAGUUUCGUAGCUCAGUAUACAAAAGAAUGACUUGCGUUGUUGAACAAGCAAACUAGAAAGCAUUUAACUAUACUAAUGCCAAUUUGAAAAUUUAAUUGUAGAUUUUUAAAGCCCUGAGGCUCUCAAGGCUUUUGUAGGUAGAGUUUUUCAAGUUUUACAGCUCUUAUGAUGGGAGUAAUUGCAUAAUAAUAAUGACUGAACAAAUGUUACUUUUAAAUUGUAUCCUGAUCAUGUCAAAUCUCAAAAUUGUCUUUCCACCCCAACCUCAACUUCUCAACGGCGGGACGUUAAGUUCUGGUAAUUGAUUUAUUUGUAAAGCCAUGUGAUAAUGUCCUGGCAGUUUGCACAUUUUCCUUGCUUUGAUAUUUGUAAAGCUAGACAUAGAAUGUGGAGUUCUGUUUCUUGUACUUAAAACCAGCAAUAUUUAUUUAGACUGACUCUACAGCAGAAUAAAGCUCUAUCCUGCCCUUGAUAUAUUGCUGCAAGAUGUGACUGGAUGUGGAGGGUUUAUGACCAAACAUCAAAAUGUUACUUGCCUCAUGCUUUUGCCGUGGUGUUUGAAGUUUAAGAAGGUUUAUUGCUUUUACCAUGUAGCUCGAUAGAUAAAGAGAGUGGGAUAUUCAGCCCAACAAAUAAGAAAGGGUCUUCUCUUGGUUUGUCUUGAUCUAAUCUACAUCCACCACAAGUCAGUUGCUGCCCUUUCCCCAUCUCCUGCCUCUGGAUUAGGGGAUGGGGUUAAAAAUAAAUCCUAAAAGGCUAAUUAAUGUUCAGUGAAUGGAAGCUAAAGAAGGGACACAAACCAAUACUAGCCUUGAAGCCAUGGGACACAUGGGUGGGGACUGAGGGCAGGAUCAGACUCUGCAGAGCUUGCCAGCAUUUGCUUAGGUUCCAUCACAAAGAAUUCAUGAAGGAACUGGGGGAGGGCGCGAGUGGAUUUGAAGUUAAUCAUGGUUAAUAAUGUUUUGCAAAGACUGGACCAUCCACCUACUGAGUGAUGUCAGCUCCUCACCCUCACUUUUUAUCCCCCAUUUCACUUUGGGUGAUGAAGGGAAUGUUGCACUUCACCUUAGUUGACCUUCCACAUCCAGUCGAUCAAUAACUAGCCAGGGUGGGAAUCUGGAUCAAAUAUUGAUUUUGACAUUCUCACCCUCCCCUCCCCGCCCACCACAAUGCCAUCUGGAAGGGCACCAAAGCCGACUGAUGCAUGAGGAUCAGUUCUCACUGAUUAGCACAGAUCGGAUUGAACUUGAAGAUACUGAUUCCAACAGAAAGGUAAUGGAAGUAGGAAGAAAUAGAACGUGUUGUUCACUCGGUAAUCUGUGUCGGAAAACAGAUCUCAUUAAGCUAUUUAUUUCAGGGUAUCCUAGUAGAAAAUGCACUACCCACAGGAUGGAAAAUGAUACCAAUAGUUUUCCCGCCAAUUUUCCACAAUCCAGUAGCAUGAUUGGCCACUAUUCAGCAUAACCAUGCUUGCCCAACUGUGUCCGUUUCAGGGUUAGAUGCACAUCAAAUUACAACCUUCCCCACACUGAAUUAUGU